Ziziphus jujuba (common jujube) is the source of this 2167-nucleotide messenger RNA. Its product is annotated as sulfate transporter 1.2. NCBI's taxonomy places the organism in Eukaryota, Viridiplantae, Streptophyta, Magnoliopsida, Rosales, Rhamnaceae. Gene Ontology annotation, biological process: transmembrane transport. The transcript has 13 exons. Gene Ontology annotation, cellular component: membrane. The record is from RefSeq and is a predicted model, not a curated record. The coding region runs from base 33 to 2015 and encodes 660 amino acids.
UCUUGGCAACAAUCUUUGGAGGUGUGGCCAAAAUGAGCAAACGUUUUUCUGGUGAAUUAGGGAUGAAGGAGACUGAAAUAGCAAGCGGACCUCCUUCACAUCGACAUGCUAAUAGGGUUGUGCCGAAUAUUGCUAAGUAUAAGGUUGGAGUGCCUCCUAAACAAAGCCUUUUUGAAGAAUUUAAAAGUACAGUGAAGGAAACAUUUUUCCCAGAUGAACCUUUACGUUCAUUCAGAGACCAAUCCAAAUCGAGAAAGUUUGUUAUGGGUUUGGAAGCUGUUUUUCCCAUCCUUAGUUGGGGAAGGGACUACAAUCUCACUAAAUUCAAAGGUGACCUAAUUGCUGGACUUACCAUUGCUAGUCUUUGUAUUCCUCAGGAUAUUGGAUAUGCAAAGCUUGCUAGGUUGCCAGCUGAAAAUGGAUUGUAUUCUAGCUUCGUUCCACCUCUUGUGUAUGCAUUCAUGGGAAGUUCAAGAGAUAUUGCAAUAGGACCCGUGGCUGUGGUGUCUCUCUUGCUCGGUGGUAUGCUGGAGAAUGAGAUCGAUCCUGAAAAAAAUAAAACUGAAUUUCUCGGCCUCGCUUUCACUGCUACAUUUUUUGCCGGUGUCACGCAGAUUGUACUUGGUUUUUUCAGACUGGGUUUCGUGAUUGAGUUUCUAUCUCAUGCUGCCAUUGUUGGAUUCAUGGGUGGAGCUGCAGUCACCAUUGCUCUUCAACAGCUUAAAGGUUUGCUUGGCAUUAAGGAUUUCACCAAGAAGUCGGAUAUUGUUUCAGUUAUGCGCUCAGUCUGGAGUUCCGUACACCACGGGUGGAACUGGCAGACGAUACUCAUUGGAAUAUCGUUCUUGUGCUUCAUGUUGCUUGCUAAGUUCAUAGCCAAGAAAAACAAGAAAUUAUUUUGGGUUUCUGCCAUUUCUCCUUUGAUCUCCGUUGUUCUUUCCACCUUUUUUGUGUAUGUAACACAUGCAAACAAGCAUGGUGUGGCAAUUGUGAAUCAUAUUAACAAAGGUGUGAGUCCACCGUCCAUUAAUGAAAUCUACUUCACCGGAGACUAUCUAGCCAAAGGUUUUAGGAUCGGAGUGGUGUGCGGCAUGGUUGCGCUAACGGAAGCUAUAGCGAUUGGAAGAACUUUUGCUAGCAUUAGGGACUAUCGGCUGGAUGGAAACAAAGAAAUGGUGGCACUAGGAACCAUGAACAUUGUUGGCUCCAUGACAUCUUGUUAUGUUGCUACAGGCUCCUUCUCAAGGUCGGCAGUAAACUUCAUGGCAGGCUGCCAUACGGCGGUGUCGAACAUCGUGAUGUCUUGUGUGGUACUUUUGACAUUGGAACUCAUCACACCGCUGUUUAAGUACACCCCAAAUGCCAUUCUUGCUUCUAUCAUUAUAUGCGCUGUGAUAGGCUUGAUUGACAUAGAAGCAGUGAUUCUGAUAUGGAGGGUCGACAAGUCUGAUUUCAUUGCAUGCAUGGGAGCCUUCUUUGGUGUGGUUUUUAUUUCAGUUGAGAUCGGUCUAUUAAUUGCGGUGGCUAUAUCCUUUGCCAAAAUCCUCUUACAAGUAACGAGGCCACGAACCGCAGUUCUUGGGAAGCUUCCAUGGACUAAUGUUUAUAGGAACAUCCAGCAAUAUCCAGAAGCAACUAGGGUUCCUGGCAUUUUAAUUGUGAGAGUUGAUUCUGCAAUAUACUUUUCAAACUCUAACUAUAUUAAGGAGAGGAUUUUAAGAUGGCUUAUCGAUGAAGAAGAAUUUAACAAGGAAAAAAAUCAGCCUAAAAUUCAGCAUUUGAUUGUUGAAAUGUCACCCGUCACUGACAUUGACACCAGUGGCAUCCAUGCCUUAGAAGAGUUAUACAGGGCCCUAGAGAAGAAAGAAAUUCAGCUUAUUUUAGCAAAUCCAGGACCAGUUGUGAUUGGGAAACUUCAUGAUUCAAAAUUUGCAGAUGUAAUCGGGGAGGACAACAUUUUUCCUUCGGUGGCUGAUGCAGUUCAAGCACCUGACCCCAAAACUGAAGAACUUUGAUGCCUAUAUUCAUACAUGUAUGUGUAUGUUAUAUAAUAUAUAUAGAUUAAUAUAGUGAGAAAUUUAUAAAAAAAAAUUGUGAAGUACAAUAUAUAUCAUGCACCUCUAAUGAUUGUAGAUUGUUAUUUCUUACACCACAUAAAAACUAUAUA